Molecule: messenger RNA, 603 nt
Organism: Racocetra fulgida
Lineage: Eukaryota; Fungi; Glomeromycota; Glomeromycetes; Diversisporales; Gigasporaceae
Source: the annotation of a GenBank genome assembly
AUGGGCGUAGACAUCGCUGAAGCCAUAUACACUCAAAUCCUAGGAAGUGACACUCCUAUUCCAGCAGAGACCGAAAUUCGGGAAAACAACUCGGAAUUUAAACAAUGGACUAACCUCUUUCCUACUCUGAAGAAAGGACAAGUCACCUUUCCAACCUACACACCGAAAAUCUACAUUUUUACGAAGAAUAAUGCGUCAAUAUUUGAUAUCAGUUCGCUAGAAAAUAUUUCACUGAAUGAAACUAUUUCAACCACGUAUGUCAUAACUGGCAAUGAUUUCAUUGGAGCUGUUCCACGUCAUACUAAAGGUAAAUGGACUCACCUGGAAAUUGUGUUCACGGACGAAGAGAAACAGCAUCACUAUGCAACUGAAGGGAUUGGCUGGAAAGGUUCCGAUAGCAACAAAAAAAUUAUUUCUGAACGUAUAAGGAAAGCUUUCGACGACGUUGGCUAUAUUAAAUCAAUUAAAUCAUUAGUUUAUAAGAAUACACCAUUUUGCACUAAUCAGUGGAUCAUAUUAUUUGAUAAAACCGAGGAUCCAAAUUUAGAACAAAGAAUCCCUAGACACACUAGCACCUGGGGGCCAAAAGCCAUUACAGAAUGA